Messenger RNA from Lingula anatina, 531 nucleotides. RefSeq lists its product as uncharacterized. NCBI's taxonomy places the organism in Eukaryota, Metazoa, Brachiopoda, Lingulata, Lingulida, Lingulidae. The record is from RefSeq and is a predicted model, not a curated record.
UAGUCAUGGCGGCCAAAACAAAGCACAGAGAAAAUGUUUCCUCUGUUUGAACUAGCUAAAAUAUUGAAGUAUGGUGGCUCGGGCAACGGGAGCAGCAGACAGAAUGCAACUGUGAGACGAUGUGCAUGGAAAGAAGUUGGAGAAAUGAGCCAGUUGGCUCUGUACUUUUCAAACGAUUACCUGCUCCUGCGGUACUGUAUCAGAGGGCGCGCCCCAGUAGUACGCCAGAUCCCAUGGCUACCAGAUCAACCCAUUGUGGACCUUUGCUUUGAUGCUACAGGCACAUGGCUGCUGGUGAUCACAGUGAAGACACAUCUCUUCAUCAUCCCUGUGCUCACUUUGAUGAACCCCAGUGCACAUGUGAACCAGCUGUGGAAGACAGAUGAUGUGACAGAGAUCAAACCAGUGCUGGGAAAGGGUGGCCGCAGUCCCACAUGUGUAACCUGGUGGUAUACUCUCAGUGAUCAGCACAUUGCGGUGGUAGGAACACAGGUACGUAUUCAGCAAGAGCUUGAUCUUAAAUAUUGAAAU